Messenger RNA from Rhagoletis pomonella (apple maggot), 1824 nucleotides. RefSeq names its product ubiquitin carboxyl-terminal hydrolase 30 homolog (gene Usp30). Bases 79 to 1656 code for a protein of 525 amino acids. Gene Ontology annotation, biological process: protein deubiquitination. The record is from RefSeq and is a predicted model, not a curated record. Gene Ontology annotation, molecular function: cysteine-type deubiquitinase activity; cysteine-type endopeptidase activity. Gene Ontology annotation, cellular component: cytosol; nucleus. The transcript has 6 exons. Lineage: Eukaryota; Metazoa; Arthropoda; Insecta; Diptera; Tephritidae.
UGGCGAGGAACAGUCAGAUAUCGAGAAGAAAAUAUGUGAAAAGCUGGAAAAAAUAUAAAUAAACGUAAGAAUUUUGCAAUGGAAGGCGAAAAAAUUUUAAUGGCUGCAGGCGUAACUGUCGCUGCGGUUGUCGGAGCAUUUGUUUUUUGGGGUCCUUCAGGUUCCUCACGUUUGCGACAACGAAGGGGCCAAAUUGCAGGGCUGCAUAAUUUCGGACAAACUUGUUUUUUAAAUACGUUGCUUCAGUCACUAGCCGCUUGUCCCCAAUUUAUAGCUUGGUUGCAGUUAUAUAACAACGCCAACUCGGACCGGAAGAGUCUGAUAUCAUCCCUGUUGAAUACUCUUGAAGUAAUAAAUGGCACUCACUCUACUCUGAGAGGGGAUCCCUAUUCUCCAGGUGCUGUUAUGCGCGCCCUUCAUGCUCUGGGCUGGGUUAUACCACAAGAAGAACAUGAUGCCCAUGAGCUAUUCCAUGUAAUGCUGGCGUCUCUUGAAGAAGAGGCUUUGAGACCAAAGAAGGUGGGAUGUCUUUCAGAUGCAUUACCCGCAACCCUAGGUGGUGGGGAUGGAGAUCAACCCAACAGACCAUCAAGCGCUAUGUUAACGGAUUUUCUGAAUACCGACUACGAUGAGUCAACUAACUUAACUCGUUUGGUACGUUCUGAAGCACAUACACCAGAUUCACCAUCUUCAGUAUGCGAGCGUGAGAUGUGCCCCGGUGAGGGCGCAGGUACUUGUACAUCUCCAACUGAAGUAAUGGAGUUUGAUCCGCUAGCAUCUCCAGUGUUGGGUGGAGAACGAGCUAGUCGAGCACGUACAGCACAAAUAAAUAGGCGUCAGUGGCCUGAAGCCUUAAACAAACGUGUUUCCACAUCAUGUCGGUCCUUAGAGCGUCUAAGUCGUGGUCCAGGAAGGGUAUCUAUUUGGUCCGAUCAAAUGCCAGCUCAAGUUUCGAUACCUUUCCAAGGUGCAAUGGGCACACAAAUUGUAUGCAACGGCUGCGGAUUUAAGUCCACUGUACGUUAUGACAAGUUUGACAGCAUUACAUUGAAUUUGCCACCUCAACGUCGAUCAGGUCUCAGCUUGGGACACUUGUUGAGCGAAUACAUAACGUCUGAAGAAUUGAAUGAUGUAAAAUGUGAAUCCUGUAAUGAAACCACCAAUCACACAAAAUCACUGACUUUCGCCAAAUUGCCGGGUUGUCUCUGUAUACAUAUUGCCCGAACAGUAUGGCUGCCAACUGGUCAAAUUUGUAAGCGCCAGGAUUAUGUCCAUUUUCCUGAAAGUUUGUCAAUGGCACCAUACAGCUUUGUUCAGCCGCAUUUGAAUAGUCAAGCCGGCACCCCAUGGGGAUCGACAAUGUCACUUUUCUCUUCUAGUCUACCCAUGAACAGUUUGGGUGGCAGUGGCAUGGAUUCAUAUAGCAGUGCUUUUGGUGCAAUGUUUCCCAAAAAUCUGUACAGACUUUUAGCCGUUGUUGUCCACUCGGGUGAAGCAAGCAGCGGCCACUUCGUAACUUACCGUAGAGGAGCUUUGAGAAAUGCACAUCGUUGGUUUUACACCUCAGACACUGUUGUGCGUGAAGUUUCCAUAGAGGAGGUGCUUAGCGUACCAGCAUAUUUACUCUUUUAUGACCGUGGCCCGCAGCGACGCUAAAGUGUUUAUUGGGGAGGGUGGGAAACUCGUUAAUUUUGAUACUAAAAACUAGUUGCUAAAGUCAUUCAUAACUUAAGCUAAUUAUAAAAAAGCCUGGUUGCUGUAAUGUGUAGUAGCAAAAAAUAUAAUUUUUAUCAAUCGCAGAGAUCUGCUGCUUAUAAAUGUCAA